CUUUCUUGGUCAGCUUCUGUUAUCCAAACCCCCGCCUCAAGAUACCAUCACAGCUAUCUUUUUGCGCAUCGCAUUGGAUCAAAACAUCGUCGCCUUGUCAUCCUUUCCUCAGCAAGACUCAACUUCGCCAACUGCAGCCAUGUCGUUGCAAGACGCAUACAAGAGGUUCCUCGGUUCGCCAAGCGCCGCUGCGCUCUCCGACGACGCCUCUCUCCACUACAUCACAACCACCACCAGCGUUGCCGGCGCAUCCAAUAUCACCAAGCAUCUCUCGACCGUCGCCAGCCAGGUGAAGAAGGAGAAGGAGACCGUUCUAUAUGCCAUUGAAGGCCAAGAUGCCCUCGCCCUAGAAGUCCACACCUCCCUCGAAUUCCUCAUUACCGGAGGCCCCUACCUCCCUGGUCUGGAAGAUAACUACGUUGCCGAUCGCAAGGUCAACUUUACUAUUUUCCACAUCGUAACCUUCAACAGCGACGGCAAGAUUACACAAAUCCGACAGAGCUGGGACCAAGGCUCGCUUCUCAAGCAAGUCGAGGUGAUUGGUAGGUCCGGUCGCAACUGGCCGAUUCGCGACAGCAAGGAUCAGAUCAGCCUCAUCGCAAGAUGCAUCAAGGAAGGCGGCACUCCCGCUACCGACAACCAAGGCUCCGCGAGCACCCGUCCCAAGGUUACCAACGCCAUGCGCGAUCCUCAUGCCUCGCUUUCUCUGUUCGCUCCUCGUGAAGAGGUCGCAACCCCACCAGAGCCCGUUGUCUCUCCCUAUGCUGGAAGCAAGCCACGCCAACGCACAUUUGAGGAGAUUCUUGGAGAUGAGCCAGUUGAGGACCCCACCUCGCCCAGUACUGACCGGAGUCGCUCCAUGACUCCCGGUGUCGCCCCCAAGGCUGGUGCCUCGAAGCACUUUCAGCCCAUCCGUCUCUUUGAGACUGACGAGAAUAUGCCCCAAGUACCCGAUACACCUCAGUCAAUCUACUCGGUUCAGCGCAAGGUGAAGCCCGAUCCGACAAAGUACAAGCACUUCGACUUUGCCGACGGUUCCGAUCCCGCCGACGCACCCCAGCCUGGUGCUCCCUUCGACAAGAAGCCCAAGACCAAGCAUGACAGCCAGUGGUCUUUCGACGACUUUACCUCCCCCGAGAGGCCAGCUCCUACCCGUACCAUUGUCAAAAGUUUCCUUGGCAGCGUUGACGACCAAGAUCACCAAGGCCCUUCGACUCCGCAAAACAAGGCACCACCGCGUAAGCUACGCCGUGAUGACGAGACUCACUUUAGUGUUGGCAACGACGGCCCAUCCCCCGAGAUUCAGAAGAACAACCGCGGCGCUGGCACAAAUGCGGCCUCCCAUUUGUACGACGACAACCUCUUGAAAGCUGAUGGCAGUGCUCCAUCGCCGGUUGAGAAGAGCAACCGCGGCGCUGGCACAAACGCAGCCUCGCAUUUGUAUGACGACGACCUCUUGAAAGCUGAUGGCAGUGCUCCAUCGCCGGUUGAGAAGAGCAACCGCGGCGCUGGCACAAACGCAGCCUCGCAUUUGUAUGACGACGACCUCAUUAAGGCUGAUGGUAGUGCGCCAUCACCUGCGCCUCGUGCGCUGAGCAACAUCACCAACGCCAAGAAUAGGGAGAAGCACUUUGAGCCGCACUUUGAGAUCUCGGACGAAUCCCCUCAGGCUGAGAAGGGUGCCAACGGUCGCUCCAAGGCCAGCGAGAAUCGCCAAGCGGCCCAACGUGGAUUGGAAAGUCACUGGUCCAUCGAGAACGAAUCGCCCGUACAAAGAAAGGAGAAUUCCAACACGGGCAUUACCAUUGCAGGUGAUGGUAUGGGCAGCAGAAAGGGAUUUGAGGCUAGCACCGCUGUCAACAAGGGAAUCACCAUUGCCGGAGAUGGCAUGGGCGGCAAGAAGGGAACGCAGCGUAACUGGCUUACUGAGGAGGAGGAACCUCAGGACCUACAUCUCCAAAACCGAAACCCCGGCAAGAAGCAGACCUUGAAGUCUGACAACUUUUGGGACUUUUAAGUGGUCCUAUUUGUGAAGGAGAAGAGUGCGAACUUGAGGGUUUUUGUUUAGUUUGCUGUCGUCAUUUUGUUUUCUCGCACUUGAUAUCACCUGCUGUUUGUUUUUUUUGUUUCGCUUCUUCGAGGAUCAGCACCGCCAACCACACUGCUCCUGGACCCCAUGUUGGAGAAAACCUACCUUUGAAUAACAGAGCCUCAAGGAAUAGUAGAAAAGGGGGUCCCUGGCCUCUAGAGGGAAGUUCGUGCUUCGAAACGAGGAAAGUCGCCUGACUUUCACAGUUUUCUGGUUUAUGGGAGACCCUGAGACUUCACAGAUACCAACAUCAAUACCCUACGAGCAUGAGAGAAGAUGAAGCAGGAAUGGACGAUAUGAUGCGUACAUGACUCUUUUUGAGGGGGGGGGGCGUUGUUCUAGUAGGCAGGCAGGCAGGCAGGCAGAUACACCAAUGAAUGAAUAAUACCAAAAAAAUCCAUACC
Neurospora crassa OR74A is the source of this 2493-nucleotide messenger RNA. RefSeq lists its product as hypothetical. NCBI's taxonomy places the organism in Eukaryota, Fungi, Ascomycota, Sordariomycetes, Sordariales, Sordariaceae. The coding region runs from base 140 to 2017 and encodes 625 amino acids. The record is from RefSeq and is a predicted model, not a curated record. The transcript is spliced from 2 exons.